AUGGGAGAGCGAGGGAUGGAGGAGGGAGAGAAGCUGAGGAGACUGAGGGAGAAGGCGAGCAGCGACGGGCUGAGGAUACCUGACAAGCAUCUCCUCAAGUUCCUGCGCUGGAAGUCUGAGGGGGAUCGAGCGUACGAGCGGCUGUCCGACUUCGUGAAGUGGAGGAAGGGGUGCGGGUGGAUGGACUCGCCCGACCCUCUCCUCCUCAGCAGGAGCGAGGUCAUCAGGAAGGUCGUCAUGAGCGGUGUUCUCGCAUGUCCAACAAACGUGAGGGGAAAGCAUGGAGAGAAGCUCAUCUUUGGUCGCUUCCGUUUCAACGACCUGAGCUCCUGGUCCCCCCAGGACCUCUGCAGGGCGAUCGUGUACCUUGUGGAGACGGCUCUGAUCUCAGAGGAGACGCAGGACAACGGCGUGCUUGUCCUGCAUGACCUCUCGGGGAUAGGACAGAACAAUAUCUCCAUCCAAGUGCCGAAACUACUCCUCCCCAUCCUCCUGGGUAAAUACCCGGUCAAGGUGAAAGGGAUAUACAUCUACAAUGCUCCAUGGUGGUUCCAAGGGCCCUUGCAAGUCGUCAAGCUCCUGAUGCCAUCCAAGAUCCGGUCAAGACUGCACACGAUAUCCAACCUCUCAGAGGUGCACGAGGCCAUCGACCCUGCUGCUCUUCUGGUAGAGCAUGGGGGGACGACUGACUAUAAGCCGGAGGAGUGGGUCAAGUCUCAGAUGGACUUCGAGGCUGGAGGAGGAGACGAUGACUACAUGGUCAGGUGCCUGCAGACUUGA
Messenger RNA from Guillardia theta CCMP2712, 780 nucleotides. RefSeq lists its product as hypothetical. The transcript has a single exon. The record is from RefSeq and is a predicted model, not a curated record. Lineage: Eukaryota; Cryptophyceae; Pyrenomonadales; Geminigeraceae. Bases 1 to 780 code for a protein of 259 amino acids.